CCUGAUUAAGUAUCUCGUCGGCAAGGCUCGAGUGCAAAAGGGCUUGUAUAUAAGAAGACAGACCCCGGCAUCCUAAUUACUGCGACUCUUCUUUUUGUUCCCUCCCCGGUCUGACGUUUUCAUCCCUCGUCCUCUUACCCUCUCGUCGCCGUUCCACCUGGUUCAAGAUGUCGGAAGUCGAACCGGGCCACCAGAAGCCCCCGGUCUAUGAAUCCAAAGAUGUCAACGAGUCGCCUCAUAGUGAUGUCGAAUCAGCAGAGGGGAAAAUCGCCCCUCUCCAUAGAAACCUUCACAACCGUCACAUGCAAAUGAUUGCUAUUGGUGGUGCGAUUGGUGCUGGUCUUUUCGUCAAUACUGGUGCUGCUUUGCGUGCUGGUGGUCCAGGUUCUCUGCUCAUUUGCUAUCUCAUUGUUGGCUUCAUGCUUCUCCAGACCAUGUGGGCACUGGGUGAAUUGGCUGUCAUGUAUCCGGUUAACGGUGCUUACUUCGAUUACUCUCUUCGUUUCCUUGACCCCUCUUGGGGUUUUGCUAUGGGUUGGGACUAUGCCAUCAAUUGGCUGGUUAUUCUGCCUUUCGAAAUCACUGCUGCUGGUCUCACCAUUCGAUACUGGCGCGAUGAUCUCAACAUUGGCAUCUGGAUUGCCGUCUUUCUUACCGUUCUAUCCGUCAUCCAGGUCUUUGGCGUGCGUGGAUAUGGUGAAGUUGAAUUCAUCCUCAGUAUCAUCAAAGUUACCGCUUUAACAGGCUUUAUCAUUCUCGGAAUCGUCAUUGACUGCGGCGGUGCUCCGGUCGGUGGUUACAUUGGCGGAAAAUACUGGCAUAACCCUGGCGCUUUCACGGAUUUUGUUGGUUUCUGCUCUGUGUUUACGACUGCUGCAUUUGCCUUCGGAGGUACAGAGAUGUCUGGUCUUGCUGCUGCCGAAUCCGCCAACCCUGCAAAGUCUAUCCCCAAGGCCUGUAAGCAGGUCUUUUGGCGUAUCAUGCUCUUCUACGUUAUCGGCACUCUUAUCGUCGGGUUGAUCGUUCCACAUGAUGCUGAUUACCUGUUGAAUGCUUCCGGUGCUGGCAACACUUCUUACUCGCCAUUCGUCGUCUCUAUCAAAAAUGCCGGUAUUAGCGGUUUGCCGUCGGUCAUGAAUGUUGUCAUCACUCUGUCUGUCAUCAGCGUUGCAAACUCAGCCACGUUCGGUUCCACACGUACCAUUCAAGCCAUGGCAGAGAAGGGAAUGGCACCAAAAUUCUUCGCUUACAUCGACAAGCAUGGUCGCCCUAUCUACUGUGUUUUGCUUCAAAUCGCAUUUGGUUUCCUUGCUUUCAUCAAUGAGGCAUCUUCUGGUAGCCAGAUUUUCACGUGGCUUUUGGCCUUAUCUGGUAUCUCCAACUUCUUCGUGUGGGGUUCAGUUUGCCUUGCGCACAUUCGUUUCCGGGCAGCUUGGAAGUACAACGGUCGUAGUACUGAUGAGUUGGCAUACGUCGCUCCUUGGGGCGUUUAUGGCAGUUACAUUGGUCUUGGACUCAACAUCCUUUGUCUGAUCGCGGAGUUCUACGUCUCGGUUCAGCCAUUGGACGUUCAGGCCUUCUUUGAAAACUAUCUUGCUGCACCUAUUGUCAUUGCUCUUUAUGCGUUCUGGAGGAUUUACAGCGCCUGGACGAAGGACCCCACAGUCGAGAAGCGUGGUUGGAAACUCUGGAGAUCUGUUGACGAAAUCGACGUCUUCACCGGAAUCCGUGAUACAGCUCUUGACGUUGAUCUUGCGCCUCGCGUCAAAUAUGACACUUGGGGCGAAUGGGUCAAGGCGCUCCCCAUGCGACUACUGCGCUCAAUCGCUUAGUGUUGAAAGCAUGCAGCAUCAUUAUAAGGGUUAUUGUUAGUCAUCUGCAUUUUGAUCGGUAUUUCUCUACAUUGCUAUUAAUACCUUUUGAAUUAGAGUGUCUUGGUUUCAACCACACAUUCAACCGCACAUUCCAUAUAUACCAAUGUAUUGGGAUUCUACACGAAUCAUUUUGUAUCAUAUGCACAAACAUCAUCAUAAGUAGCGGGUUACUGUUUAUACCCAAUAUGAAUCAAUGGCGUUUUGACUGCCCAUAUAUUUGACCUGUUGGUAUUUGUCCAUGACGAAUGUUUUGGUUUGUCCGAGCAGACAGCGGCAAGGAUAUUAUUUGACAUAGAAAUUUCACCGAACCCAAACGUUGCUCCUCGGG
Molecule: messenger RNA, 2202 nt
Organism: Talaromyces stipitatus ATCC 10500
Lineage: Eukaryota; Fungi; Ascomycota; Eurotiomycetes; Eurotiales; Trichocomaceae
Product: amino acid transporter, putative
Exons: 4
Coding region: 168-1832 (554 amino acids)
Biological process (GO): amino acid transmembrane transport
Cellular component (GO): membrane
Molecular function (GO): amino acid transmembrane transporter activity
Source: RefSeq, a predicted model, not a curated record